This is a messenger RNA of Dimorphilus gyrociliatus, 4707 nucleotides long. Lineage: Eukaryota; Metazoa; Annelida; Polychaeta; Dinophilidae. The record is from the annotation of a GenBank genome assembly.
GCAUAUCAACGUGUUCUGUAGCGUAAGAUAUAUCUGAAUAUUCCGCAUUUUUUGAGCGGUGAUUUCCUAUUGAUCCGGGUCACAUAAGCGAUAAUGUAAGUAUGUGUAAAUAUCAUCCCGAUCUUUGAUUUGCAGAUACAACAAUUUAGGCAAUUUCGACGGCCAACGCCCUUGACGUCAGACGCUUCUUCUAUCUUUCCCUUAACCAGUGCCUGGGCACGAAUUUAGCCGCCUACGCGUGUCGUCACGUUUUUAACGCUGAUUCAGCGACCUUCUUUUACCUCAUUGUCCGCAAGAGAUCCCAAUCCCGCAGCCUCUAUAAAUUCUCUACUCUUUGCACCAAGCUUAUCGUCAGUGUUGUUGUGUUUUUGCCAACUAUUUCUUGCUCUUCGUAAUUGUAAUUGAAAGUAAUAGAAACUAUAUAAUUGAUAAUAUAACGAUUCCUCUUUUAUCAAUAAUAAACAGAUGUUGAUCAAGGAGUACCGAAUAUGCAUCCCGCUAACCGUUGAAGAAUACCAAAUUGCUCAAUUGUAUAUGAUUCAGAAGAAGAGUCGACAAGAGAGUUCUGGAACUGGAUCUGGAGUUGAGAUACUUAUAAAUCAGCCAUAUAACGAGAGUGGAGGACCAUGCGGGCCUGGUCAAUACACUCAUAAAGUCUAUCACGUUGGCUCCCAUUUGCCAGCUUGGUUUCGUUCGAUUUUACCAAAGUCUGCUCUAAGAGUUGAAGAGGAGGCAUGGAACGCUUACCCAUACACAAAAACAAUCUAUCGUUGUCCCUUCGUCGAGAAAUUCAGUAUUGAGAUUGAAACAAAGUAUUUAAAAGAUAAAGGAGAACAGAAUAACGUAUUUAAUCUAUCAACGUCUGAAUUGCGUAAUAGAACAGUUGGUAAGUUAAUGACGUUUACACUUAAUUAUGUUGAUGAAACAGUUUCUCACCUUGAAAUAUUAUACGCUACUUGUAUAUUGAGAGUAGACAUAGUAAGAUAAACUAAGACAGAGAGUAGAAAGCGUGAUAUGAUUCAAAAAUCAAUUUAUAGAGAUCGGUUCUCUCGUUGAGAGCAUGAUUAUAUUCCUUUAAUUGCUUACUGCGUACACACACGCGUACAACACUAAUAUAUAUAUCGUAGAAAGAGAUCGAUUUUUAAAUAAUGACAAAUAUUUCUUCAUAUUCUCCCUCUCACCCACUCUUCCAAUUACUAUAAAAUCCUAUCCCGUUUUAAUCAUCAACAUAAUUAAGGGAAACACUAAGCGGAUUUCUAUUGAUACGAUUAUUAAUUCACCAAUGAGCAGAUUUUAUCGAUAUCGUUCGAGAUUCGGUCUCUGGAGGAGAGUAUUGUCCAGAGGAAGACCCAAAAUUGUACGUUUCUAAGACGACAGGCCGAGGCCCCCUAUCGGAUAAUUGGAAAAAUGAAUGUGGUGAUCGUAUCAUGUGUGCUUACAAGCUUUGCCGGGUUGAGUUUAAGUAUUGGGGAAUGCAAACAAAAAUUGAGAGGUUUAUUCACGAGGUGGCUCUCAGAAAGACAAUGGUUAGGGCUCAUCGCCAAGUUUGGUGUUGGCAAGAUGAAUAUAAUGGAAUGACUAUGGAUGAUAUAAGAAGAUUGGAAAAGGAAACUCAAUUGGCUCUUGCCGAGAAGAUGGCGUUAGCAAAACAAGCGGAAAAUGGUGGAAUAAAGUCAGAAAAGGAAGCCGAACAAGUGGAAAUAGAAGCUACAUCGUCAAAGGCGGUUUUUGUCGUUAAUGAAGAUGUACAAAAAAGAGAUUCAUGGGCUGACGCAAUUAGCUCGAUAGGAAUGGAGCAUAUUGAAGACGAUAGUUCCGAAGACGAAUUUUACGACGCUCAAGAAGAGGUAACUCGCGAACGUUUGCUCAAAUCCAGUUCUAUGGAAUUUAUCGUCCCCAGCGACGAAACUAAACAAGAUGGAGAGUUAGCUACAUCGUUCGAUAAGAAAUUGGAACGCUAUAAACGAUUACAACAGGAUCCUCCAUUAACAACGGCAUCUGGACCGUCAACAGCUUUAAGUUCUAGUCAGCAACCGUGCAGAACGACUGUAUUAUUUCUGGUAGCUCACGGGGGUAGCGUUGUGGAAAGUGGAUCUGAGCUGAAGUCUACAGAUGUUAAUACGCUGCGAUCAACAAUUGAUGCUGUUUUAGCGUCUCAUUAUCCCGCUAUGGUUGGAAGGCUUGCUGUUCGAUUGGUUCAGUGCCCGCCUAUUUGUAGCGAAGCGUUGGAACUGCUUUCUACACUCUCUCCAACUUUCCAAUUUCCACAAGUCCCAAGAAUUGGCAAUGACGCUGCCAUUUUAGCCGCCAAUCAUAUUCCUGUUAGCUGCGUGCCACUUUUUGCUACGGGGAAACUACAUAGUUAUUCUGAAAGUGUCCUGCAGAUGGUUAAAAAAUGUAAUCAGGUUUAUAAUGAAUUCCUGCAGUCCGAAGAAGGUGUAUCAUUCAGGGGAAGGGUCUGUAUUAUUGGAGAUAGUGUUGGAUCUUUGUUGGUUUACGACGCCCUCAUAAAAAAUAAUCCAUUCCUGUCCAAUAGCCAAUUGAAUGAACUCAGCGAAGAAGAGGAAAUAAUUAGCAAUCCAGAUUUAUGCUCCGAUGAAGAGUUUUAUUCCACUAAACCUGCAUCACCUAGAAGUUCAAAUCGUUAUCCAGCCUCUUGCCCUGUUUCGAGGAGAACAUCGACUGGAAGUUAUGGAGGAGAAAGCGGAAAAUUCAAUUUCGAAGUUUAUGAUUUUUUUAUGUUCGGUGCGCCACUCGGCCUACUUCUUGCCUUUAGACGCCUUUGCAAGACAGAUGAAAGGCAAAAUGUCAUACCAAAACCUAGCUGUCAGCAAAUCUACAAUAUUUUCUACGCAACGGAUCCGUGUGCUUGCCGUUUGGAGCCAUUAAUUAGCGAAAAAUUUCGUUUAAUAUCUCCCAUUAACGUUUCGAGAUUUCAAAAUUUUCCAAGAGGAAAUGGCCAAAGUGUUCACGUUGCCGAAGCCAUACAAAAUCACAUGGGACUGUUCAGCGAAACUGAAAUUAGCGUUUCCGACUUAACAGCUGUAACAGCUAAAUGGUGGGGAACUAAACGCAUUGAUUAUGUUUUAUACUGUCCGGAUGCUCUUAAAGAGAUAAAUCCAUCCGCCUUGCCAUAUUUACUGCAGUCGUCUUUCUGGGAGUCGAUGGACGCUAUUGCAUUCCUUCUCAGGCAACUAUUAAGCCAAACAGACUCGGACUGGAGAAAUCCGAGUGCCAAUCAUUUAUCAGGAAGAUCGUACAAACCUGAGGAACCAACUGAAAAAUGGCUUAAAAGGAGAACUGCGAUCAAGUUGCAUAAUACAGCGCCUAAUCAUAGGGCUAAUGAUGUUCUUAUUGCUGAGGAUAAGAAGCAAUUACUAACAGCAAAGUUUAUGUAUGGUAUCCUCGACGUUGCUUUAUCUAGUGAAAGAGUUGAUAUUCAUGUGCAAAGAUCGCCGCCGGACGGUGAAUGGUGCUUUUUAGAUACGGUUCGCACCGAUUCAAGCGGUAGAGUAACGUACGAGGUUCCAGAAGAUAAGCGUCUCUCGCUUGGUAUUUACCCUGUUGUAAUGACCGUGCGAGGGGACCAUACAACCGCUGAUUUUAGCUUAGCCGUUUUACCACCCAAAACGGAAACGGUUGUUUUUAGUAUAGAUGGUUCAUUUACUGCUAGCGUCUCUAUUAGAGGAAAGGACCCAAAGGUUAGAGCCGGAGCGGUCGACGUUGUACGCAUGUGGCAGGAUCUUGGCUAUCUAAUACUCUACAUUACAGCCAGACCAGAUAUGCAGCAUAGAGUCGUCGUCUCGUGGCUGGCUCAACAUAACUUUCCAUACGGUAUGGUUGCAUUCAUGGAUGGAUUAACGGCCGAGCCGAUGAAACAAAAAACUCAAUACCUGCAGCACUUAGUUAAAAAUGCAAAUAUAAAAAUUCACGCGGCCUACGGGUCAUGCAAAGACAUACAAGUUUAUCAAACUUUGGAGGUUGAACAAUCUCAUACUUUCAUUAUUGGAAAACCGUCCAAAAAGCAUCAAAAGGAGGUUGUUGUUCUUACUGGUGGCUACGCCCAACAUUUGAAUGAUCUUACAACUCAUCCGGGAGCCCGUCCAGCAUCUGGUAAUGCACGUUUGUUUUUGAAAAAGACGUGCUUUAGCCUUCCAGGUCAAACUCAAAAGUCUAAGAAAUCAGUUAGAAAAACAGCGUCGCUACCGUACAGGAGAAACACAACAAGGGAAGCCGAACCGUCGACGCCAACUAUUAAUGUUAAGCAUAUAUGAGAUACAUGAAUAUUUUUCUUUUUGUGCAUAAAGAAUGCAGUUAUAGUAUAGGAAUACAAAGAAUAUGCUAACUUAUAAUUCCCUUCUCGCUUUUCAUUCUCGCCGGAAACAGUCUAUGCACUUAUUCUUUUAAAAGUUCUCCGAUAAAUUAUCGUAUUCCUCAUAUAUCAAAGAUAAUGUGGGCAAGAUACACUGACAUAUUACUAGGUUAUAAACAAAAUACACUUUACGACAAUUAUUUCUUUGCUUAUUCCUCUUUUUAUUUUUUUCAACAACUUAUAUGAUUGUAGAUUAUCUUUCUCAUAGGCCGAAUCACUGUAGGGAUGAAGCAUAAUUCGAUAAAAAGAAAUCAAUUUUUUUUCAGACUAGAGAAGAACUUUUUUAAUCUUUUAUCUCAAAAAUUUGACCUUUAUUUAAAUUUUAUAAAUAUUCA